This is a messenger RNA of Entamoeba dispar SAW760, 633 nucleotides long. RefSeq lists its product as uncharacterized. NCBI's taxonomy places the organism in Eukaryota, Evosea, Mastigamoebida, Endamoebidae. The transcript has a single exon. The record is from RefSeq and is a predicted model, not a curated record. Bases 1 to 633 code for a protein of 210 amino acids.
AUGGAAGAAGAUAAAUGUCUUAUUCUCAUUGAAGUUCCUUUAGACAUCACAAUAAAAGAGGUUAGUGAUAUUCUUGAUAAUUGUGGUAAAGUAACUUUAAUAGAAUCAUAUGAGAUUGAUGGAAUGAUUAAAAAAGAUGGAUGUCAAGAUUUAUUAGUUAAGUUUGAAGAAGAUGAAGGAAGAACUAUUGCAAAACAAAUAGGAGGAGUCAAAUAUAAAGAUUGGGUUAUUAAAGUGAAAACUGUAGAAGGAUAUUACCGAUAUAAAAAACAAGAACAAGAUGACUCUGAACUUCAAAAUCAAAUUAAAGAAGGAAUAACUAAUAUCAUCAAUUAUUUCAAAAACCUUACUAAAGAACCUUCAGAAAACCAAGUUAUUGUUGUUGAUUCUAGUGGUCAACAACGGGUAUUUCAGAAAAAGGAAAAACCACUACCUCCUAUUCCUGUUAAUAAUAGACCAUUACCUUCAAUUCCUCAACCAAAAAUAAUACCAACUAAAGAGGAUGAAUUAAACCAAAAAACCAAAGAACAAGAAAUUGACCUACAAGAGAAUCAUGACCAUAUUCAAAAAAUAAAUGAAGAAGAAGUUUGUGAAAGUAACUUAAUAUUAAAGGAUGAAGAAAUUGUUUUAUAA